GAGGGGAGGGAGGGGGGAAAGUGAAGACCUAAAGAUGAAGCGCAUCAGAUCACAAACCGCCAUCCACUCCUGGCCCCCACCACCCUCCUAUGCUUAUUUUGGCAGCCCUAUCGCCAAGUUAAAGCUUGCGGGACAUGGUUGCAUGCCGGGGAGGUAAACCGUCCGACCUGGACGAGCGUUGGGACCCGGCACCCGGACCCUCAGACCCUCCCAGGCCCAGGGGGAGGGGGGUCGGGUCGUCGGUAUAAGUAUAUUGAACAGAUCCCCUCGCCAUGGGACCCAGCACUGUUGUUCCUGGGAAGCCUUGACCAGUCCUCAUCUCUACUUCUCGCUCUCGUCCUUGUCUUAGUCCUUCUUUUUUGUCCCCCCCGGGGCUGGUUUCCCGCUUUUCUCUUCGUCUGCUACCGCAACCAUGCAGCUGACUAGCCUCAUCCCGCUCGCCUUCGCUGCACUGGCGGCGGCGGCCCAACCUCUCGACGCCGUCCUCAAGGCGAACAGUGACAGUCUAAGCACAUUCUCCGCCCUCCUGGCGACGGUCCCGGCCGUCGGCCAGACCAUCACCAAAGCUGUCGACACCACCAUCCUCGCACCCUCCAACGACGCCUUCGCCAAGGCGAUGCAGGCCGACCCGACCUUCGCCCAGAGGGCCGCCACCAACGUCACCUUCCUCACCGACCUGCUCCUCUACCACGUCGUCACGGGCAAGACCAUGGCCGCCAUGUUCCCCGAGAACUCCAAGUUCGCCCACACGCUGCUCGAGACGCCCGCCGCCAACGUCACGGGCAACCAAAAGGUCGAGCUCCUCCGCAAGGGCGAGCAGGCCCGCGUCUUCAGCGGCUACAAGCAGCUGAGCGUCGUCACCAAGCCCGACAUCACCUACGCCGGCGGCGUCCUCCACGUCCUCGACACGGUCCUGACCUUCCCCGGCACCCCGGCCGAGACGGCCAUGGACACGGGCCUGACGAGCAUGGCGGGCGCCCUGAAGCGCGCGGGCCUCGCCGACGGCGUCGACUCGCUGCAGGCCGCCACCGUGCUCGCGCCGACCAACGCCGCCUUCCAGGCCAUCGGCGCCACGGUCGCCUCCAUGGAGCCCGCCGACCUCGCCCGGAUCCUCGAGUACCACGUCCUCAUGAACCAGGUCCGCUUCAGCCCGGGCAUCACACUCAAGAUGGGCUACAAGACCCUCAUGGGCGAGAAGGUCACGCUCCGGAAGCUCGACGGCCUCCUGUACGCUAACUCGGCCCGGAUCACCAUCGCCGACAUCAUCACCACCGACGGCGUCAUGCACGUCGUCGACAGUGUCCUCAACCCAGCUUCGCCUCGGUUGAACCCCGGCGCCGGAACGCCCGCCUUUGAGGGCGCUGUGCAGGCCGCAAACGCCCCUUUCACCGACGGCGUCAAGCCGACGGCCGUCUUCGUCCCGGCUGACUCGAGCGCGAGAGUCCUCAGCGUAUCUGUCCGUCCCGCCAUGCUCGGGAUCCUUGUUUGUUUAGCGGUCGCGUAUCUGUAAGCUGGGCAGCGCGGGCGUUUGUCACAUAUCCUUCUCACUUCUUUUUUGUGUUCUUUUUUCCU
Molecule: messenger RNA, 1572 nt
Organism: Colletotrichum destructivum
Lineage: Eukaryota; Fungi; Ascomycota; Sordariomycetes; Glomerellales; Glomerellaceae
Product: Putative FAS1 domain-containing protein
Exons: 3
Coding region: 413-1510 (365 amino acids)
Biological process (GO): macroautophagy
Cellular component (GO): fungal-type vacuole membrane
Source: RefSeq, a predicted model, not a curated record